AUACCCUUUGCACAUUGCACCUCUGGCCAAGAUGGCAGCGUCGAUCGGUAGAAUUUGUCGAUCAGGCCUUUUGAAGCCUAACAAUGCGGGUUUAUUCAAUCAGGCUGGUCAAUUCUCAACAGUCAGGGACUGGUCUAGGAGCCGUAAAGUGAUGACGGCAUGUCUGGGUGUAGUUGUCGGUGGCACUGGUGCCCUCCUUUACACACUGGAGAACUCAGUGAAGGCAUUUGAACUGAUCGCUCAUCCCCCUAAUUACUCAUGGAGUUUUAAUGGGCUCAUUGCUUCUCUGGAUCAUGCCAGCAUGAGGCGUGGCUGGGAGGUUUAUAAGAAUGUGUGUUCAGCCUGUCACAGUCUCCAAUUCGUAGCCUAUCGUCAUCUCGUCGAUGUAACACACACGGAGGACGAGGCUAAGGCCCUCGCCGAGGAGAUCCAGGUGCGCGAUGGGCCAGAUGAUGUCGGGGAAUACUUCAUGCGACCGGGUAAACUCUCGGAUUACGUCCCCAGCCCCUACCCCAACGAGGAGGCUGCACGUGCAGCCAAUAAUGGUGCUUACCCACCAGAUCUCUCGUAUAUUGUCAAUGGAAGACAUAAUGGCGAGAAUUACGUGUUUUCUCUCUUGACUGGAUACUGCGAGCCUCCAGCUGGUAUUCCCCUCAGGGAGGGACAAUAUUUCAAUCCGUACUUCCCUGGAGGUGCGAUUGGUAUGGGACAGGUCAUUUACGACGAGGUCCUUGAAUACGAAGAUGGAACGCCUCCUAGUGCGUCUCAAAUAGCUAAAGAUGUGAGCACGUUUCUCAUGUGGACAUCCAAUCACGAGUACGACGAAAGGAAGAGGCUAUUUAUUAAGGCCAUGUUCGUCUUAACCGUCCUGACAGCCGGUCUCACCUACAUGAAGAGGCACAAGUGGACGACCGUUAAGAGUACUAAACUAGCAUUCAUCCCUAAGAAGAAGUAAAAGUCAAUGUCUCUCAACUUUUAUACAGAAUGAGAAUCGUUCGUCGGUUGACGCGAUCGAACAACAAUGAAAAAAAUAAAAAAUCAAGAAGAAUUACCAAAACUCAUGAAGCGUAGUUGUAUAAGUUGAAUAGAAUUUACUGAAUAAUCGGGACAUCGAUUGAUGCUGUUGGGAUGAGGGCAGAGCAAGUCACGAGUUGAAUUCUGCACUUGCAAUUUGUUCCUCCUGCUUGUGAUGUCAACACUCAGUUUGCCAGUCAGCGCCGAUUUGAUAAACAUAAAUCAAUUCGUUCAAUGUAAAUAAGAGAAAUAAAAAAAAACUCCCACGUUA
Molecule: messenger RNA, 1285 nt
Organism: Fopius arisanus
Lineage: Eukaryota; Metazoa; Arthropoda; Insecta; Hymenoptera; Braconidae
Gene: Cyt-c1
Product: Cytochrome c1
Exons: 6
Coding region: 32-955 (307 amino acids)
Biological process (GO): mitochondrial electron transport, ubiquinol to cytochrome c
Molecular function (GO): electron transfer activity; heme binding
Source: RefSeq, a predicted model, not a curated record